Messenger RNA from Neofelis nebulosa (Clouded leopard), 3370 nucleotides. It is a transcript of the gene ZNF674, whose product is annotated as zinc finger protein 674. The record is from RefSeq and is a predicted model, not a curated record. Gene Ontology annotation, molecular function: RNA polymerase II cis-regulatory region sequence-specific DNA binding; DNA-binding transcription factor activity, RNA polymerase II-specific. Gene Ontology annotation, cellular component: nucleus. NCBI's taxonomy places the organism in Eukaryota, Metazoa, Chordata, Mammalia, Carnivora, Felidae. The transcript has 6 exons. The coding region runs from base 1456 to 3183 and encodes 575 amino acids. Gene Ontology annotation, biological process: regulation of transcription by RNA polymerase II.
AGAACGGCAGCAGGCCCCACUACCCUUUCUCAUUCCGAGAAGCUGAAGGCAGCGGAGAGCGCGGCUCCCGGGGAUGGAGGGUGCGCGGCAGACGGCGCGGGAGACGGCGCCUCGGCCUCGGAGGCGGCGGGACCCGGGUCUCUGCGACCGUCCGCCGGCCCCUCGCCGCCCCCCGGCCUCUCGUGCGAGUCGUCCGGAAAACGGUCGCCCGCUCCGGUCCCUACAUCGUGCCCCAGGCGAACCCCGUCGGAAUCACUGGCCGCGACUCGCGCCAUCUUGGCCAUUGGCCGUGGAGGCCCCCGAAGCAGCUCCUGCGCGUGCGCCGCGCUCCGACCUCGGGCUGCGGGGCGCCGGGAGCGGAAGUGCUCCGCUGACCCGAGGGCGGCGCGAGGUCGCGCCGCUUGUCGUCAUCCGACCUGGCUGCCGGGUUCUGGUAGCCAAGUACCGGGAGGCGGAGCAGGCACGGGCCGGAGGGCAGGUGGGGGUGAUAGGUUCGCGCCCCUGCGACCUCGGGGCCCUGGGCUGAGUGUGGGCGACGGGCCGGGGGCGACAGCCAGUGAUACUGUCAUUGAGUCGGUGGGUCAGGUUCAGCGGCCGUUUGCUGAGUGUCUAGUACGUGCGAGGCGCCCUUGGGGUGCAUGGUCAUCCUCCCGAGGGCUGUGAGUAGGUACUACGAUUGUCUUCAUUAUAUCGCGAGAAAGCAACAACAGAAAGGCUCAGCCUGUCCAGAGUCACACGGCUAGAAAACCCUGGGAGAUCCUUCUAGCACCUAUGCGUUUCUAACGAACGUUCCCGAAAUGUAUCAACUUUGUGCUUGCUGUGUGCCUUCCCUGCUAGAACACAGCUCCGCAGGGUCGGGGAACUCUGAUUACUUUGUUCACUGAUGUACCUGCAACACGUUGGACAGGCCCACAGUAGGCACUCAACUUUUUCACUGAAUGAAUCCAAGCGACAGAGCGGGCAAUCAGUUCGAGUCCACAGCUAGGACCCUUAUGGGAUGACGCAGUGCUUAGCUCCUUGUCUGGCGACAGUUAGGCUGCUACUAAGCGUUUACUCUUAACACUGAAACGAGGCCUUGUGGCUGCUUCCAUAAAGUAUUCCAUCUGGGUUUUCCUCACUUUCACUGCCUCAGAGAGGUUGCUCACUGCAUCUCCUGUGCGGUCAUUGUUUCCAGGGUCAGGGCGCAUCAGUGAGACCACUGCUCACCUCCUGCGGGCUCCGGCUCGGCCGCCCCUGGGCUUCCUAGUCUACAGAAGAGCCAGUCGAGGCCUCAGAAGAUCUCUGCCCUUUGUCUCGAGCAGAACAGGAUGGCCAUAUUCCAGCUCAGCGUCCCCUGCGAAGCCUUCUCCGCCAGCCCCACGCAGACCUGACUAAUUUCUGUUCUCUGUUCCCUCUGCUCCCCCCACCGUUGCCCUCAGAGGACAGGAGCCCACCCUGCUGCCCGCCCUCCCCUUCAUGCAUGAGUGUGAGUCCUUGACCUUCCGGGAUGUGUUUGUGGACUUCACCCUGGAGGAGUGGCGAUGUCUGGACUCGGCUCAGAAGAACCUGUACAGGGACGUCAUGCUGGAGAACUACAGCCACCUGGUCUCCGUGGGACAGCUAGUUCCCAAACCCGAUGUGGUCAUCAGAUUGGGACAAGGAGGAGAGGCCAGGACAGCAGAGGGAGAGACCCCGACGCGGAACCCUCCGGAAUUCUGGCAAGUGCAUGACCAGAUGGACAACCACAAGGAAAGCCAAGACCAACGUCUGUGGCCGACUGCAUUCAUAGACCAGGAAACACAGAAGGACCAAAGUGGCCAGGAAUUGACAACAUUCAGGACAGUCAUUUAUCCGGGCACAGACUUUGUUUCUAUAAGACAAAGACUCCCUAGAUAUUAUUCAUCAGGAAGGUGUUCAAAACAUAAUUUAAACUUUCUCUGUCAAAGCAGAAGUUCUGUAAGAAAGAAAGGUGAUGAGUGUAAGGCACAUUGGAAGUCGUGCUUCCACCCUAAUCUUUAUCCAGCGCAGCCUGGAGAGAAAUUCUUUGAGCCUCGUCAACGUGGAAAAACCCUCCACCAUAAGCAAGCCCUCGAUAAAUCUCCAAGAAGUCAAACCAGGGAGAAACUCUUUGAGUGUUCUGAAUGCGGGAAAGUGUUUAUCCAGAAAGCCAACCUUGUCGUGCACCAGAGAACUCACACGGGAGAGAAGCCCUAUGAGUGCAGCGAAUGUACAAGAGCCUUCAGCCAGAAGUCAACCCUCAUUGCACACCAGAGAACUCACACAGGGGAGAAGCCCUAUGAGUGCAGCGAAUGUGGGAAAACCUUUAUCCAGAAGUCAACGCUGAUGAAACAUACGCGAACUCAUACAGCAGAGAAACCAUUUGUAUGUGGUGAAUGUGCAAAAGCCUUUAAGAGCUCCUAUCACCUUACUAGGCAUGAAAAAACACACAUUAGACAAGCAUUUUAUGAAGGAGUCCACUGUGGUAGAUCCGGCCUUAUGUACCCGAGGACUCACACGGGUGAGAAACCUAACUGUAAUAAACAUGGGAAACCCUCUGAUGAGAAACCCAACCCCAUUAAACACCAGAGAUCUCCUAUAAAAGAGAAAGCUUACGAGUGCGGUAAAUGUGGAAAAAGCUUCAGGGGGAAGUCCCACCUCUCUGUCCAUCAGAGAACUCACACAGGAGAGAAGCCUUACGAAUGCGGCAUAUGUGGGAAGACUUUCAGUGGAAAAUCACACCUCUCUGUCCAUCAAAGAACUCAUACAGGAGAGAAGCCUUAUGAGUGCAGAAGAUGCGGGAAAGCCUUUGGCGAAAAGUCAACCCUUGUUGUACAUCACAGAACUCAUACAGGAGAGAAACCCUACAAAUGCAGCGAAUGUGGGAAAGCCUUCAGCGAAAAGUCACCACUGAUAAAACAUGAGAGAAUUCAUACAGGAGAGAGACCCUACGAAUGCAGCAACUGUGGGAAAGCAUUCAGUAGGAAGUCAACUCUCAUUAAACAUCAGAGAAUUCACACAGGAGAAAAACCCUACGAAUGUAGUGAAUGUGGGAAAGCUUUCAGUGUGAAAUCAACUCUCAUUGUACAUCACAGAACUCACACGGGAGAAAAACCCUAUGAAUGCAGAGACUGUGGAAAAGCCUUCAGUGGGAAGUCAACUCUGAUUAAACAUCAGAGAAGUCAUACAGGAGAUAAAACCUAUUAAUAUACUUGAGCGUGGGAGAAUUUCCCUAUUAUACCUCAUUAUAGAUCAGUUCAUCCUGGGGAGUAAUCUUAGCAAUGUCAAGAAUGUCAGAAACUCUUCAGAUAUUAAUGUUCCUUUAAUGUAAUAGAAGGUUCAAAAAUAUAAUUCCAGAAGCAUGUAAUAAAUGCGACCAGUUUUUCACCCAGAA